CUAGGUAAGUCCAACUUCUACCGAGAGGUAAAUCGACGGAUUCAACUCGGUUGGGUAGCGUUCGGAAAAUUACGGCACAUCUUCUCGUCAGGUAUACCUCAAAACUUGAAAACGAGACUGUACAACCAGUGCGUGUUGCCAGUGAUGACCUAUGGAACUGAGACGUAGUCCUUCACUGCUGGCCGGAUGAGGAAGCUCAAGGACGCUCAGCGAGCUAUGGAGAGGGCUAUGCUCGGAGUUUCUCUGCGUGAUAAACUUAGAAAUGAGUAUAUCCGCAGUAGAACCAGAGUGACCGACAUAUCCCGAUUGUGUGUGAAGUGGCAAUGGGCCGGCCAUAUAGUUCAAAGAACCGACAACCGAUGGGGAUAAAAGGUUCUCGAGUGGCGGCCUCGUACCGGCGGACGAAGUGUAGGGCGUCCCCCCACUAGAUGGAGUGACGACCUGGUAAGACAUGCAGGAAGUCGAUGGAUGCAGGUGGCUUAGGACCGUGCUUUGUGGCAUUCCUUGGGGGAGGUCUAUGUUCAGCAGUGGACUUGUGCAAGGCUGUAAUGAAUGAAUGAAUGAAUGAAUUUAAAAAAGUCCCGCUGGGUUUCUUGCUGUUUCUUGCUUUCUUUUUGUUUUUUUUCCAAAUUAGUUGUAAAUCUUAAAUGACUUUUAAUAAGUAUUCUUGUAUUUUAUAUUUCAUAAAAACGAUUACAUUCUAUUCUAUUCUAUAAUUUAAACAUUUACUUACAGUGACAGAGCACAGAAAAGCUCAAACGAUGCCAAGGUUGUAAGGAAGAAUUCCUUAAAACGGAAACUGGAAGACGGUAGUGGCGAUAGUGCCGCAAUAAAUGGUGACCAACCAUCUACUUCCAAACGAAAGAGGUUUCCAGACCCCGGAGAAGGGAGUAGCCAAAGAAGGAAUGACAGGGGUGACUCAGAUGAUGAUUCUCACAGGAGGAGAAUACAUAGGAAUUCGUUCCGUGUGACGGUAUUUAGAACUAGAGUGAAUCGCGAAUACGAGAACAACGAAAGCCAGGAGGGUGAGUCUGAGAAUGUAAAAGAAAAUAAACAAAUAGAGAUCAGACAGAUCGGAUAUGGAAAUGACCAAAAUAAUGUCGAAGACAAAGCAAAAGAAGAGAAUGGAGAUCCAGAUAAAAAGUCUGAUGGAGAGGGUUCUUCGAGAGAUGGGAAUUCCGUUAAUAAUGGAGCUAGCACCUCUAACGAAUCUAAAGAGGCUUCGAACCACUCCGCACUCAGGGGAUACAUUUGCUUCCGUAGGAAGCAAAUGAAUCCCCUGAGAAACCCAGCUUAUCGUGAAAUCCCAGAACCCCAACCCCCACCGCAACAAGAAGGCGCCCAAGGGGAGCCAUUGCACCGUGUUCUAUAUGUGAACUUUGGACAGCCAAGUCAAAUUAUGUAUGGCUAUCCGAGGUACAUGAACUUUGUGUCCGAUAGAGUCAAUGUCUUCAGUCCCACACCCACACACCUGGACCCCUCGUCCCUCGUGUCCGACUCCUCAGUGAGAAGGUUUGGCCGCGCAGAUAACGAGGAUAUCAACUACGUACAUAUUGGACCCAACGGACCCGUUCAAGGAAACGGGGAGUCCUUUUCAAGACCGGAUCGCUCCAGUUUGAGGAUAUUAUCUAUGGUCGGUUACAGACACAUCACGGACAGGAGCUUGGUGCACUUGGCUACCGCUGCACCAUAUUUACAGGUUUUGGACUUCAGGGGAACAAGUGUUACCGCUCAGGGGGUGGCUAAUUUCAAAAACAUCAGGCCGGAUUGUGAGGUUAGGUUCGGUGAAAUUAAGGAAGAGUGAAAAAUGUGUUUUUUAGAAAGUGCUAAUUUAGCAAUCGGUUUAUUUAUGGUGAGUAAGAUUAAAUAACAACUAUAGCUAAAUUAUAUUUAAGGUAUAUCAUACCAUAGACAAAGUCUGUUAGUUUAGAAAUUGUAGAAAGUUUUGUAUUUAUGCAAUUGAAAGAACAUUGGCCACUCUCCUAACAUGUUUGGACUAGUUAAAUCUGAUAUAACGUAACUUGAUGAAACAUAUAACAAAGUAUAUGUUUCUUCAAGUAUAACAAGAGUACAGCAAUCAGUAUAUUUUUAAAAGUAUGGAGAAUGUAGUAAUUAUGCAACAUAUUUUUGAGGUUACCCCAUAUCAUCCGGUGGGUGUCGUAAAAGUUGACAGAAGGAAACCAAAACAGGAAAUGAGCAGCAGUAUCUUCCUAAUAACGACUAAAAAUAAAAAAAAAUUUAAACUGCGGUUGCCAACCCUCUUGUCAACCGUGGCAGCUAUGAUAAAUAUCCACCCUAUGAGAUAAUCUACGGGGGAGACAUAUGUUCAGCAGUGGACUUGAAUAGGCUGUAACGGUAAUAAUUAACAUAAGUUUAUACAGUUGCCGUUGUCUAGAAUUUAAUUUCGAUUCAGACACAAAAUUGAUUUAGACUAUAAAAAGAUAUGGAUGAAACUAUAGUGAUCAUAUCACAGUACGUUUUGUUAGAUUAUAUACUCUGUGACACCUAUGGACUUCUCUAGUAAAAUGUAGUUAUAUACUCUUUGCUUAGAAACGUAAACAAUGAGGGCUGGAGUUUUGGCGGGAACUUGACCUGCGGAAGAUUACUGCUCCUGUAUUAUGUUUAAAUAAUGGUUUCAAGUCGAUUCUGAUAUGUGAAAGUGGUGCUGUCUUGUGUAUUAAAUGUCUGCGCAUGUGAACUAUUCAGUGUGAACUCCGAUGGUGAUAUGAAUCUCAAGAUAAGGUGUCUGUCUGCUUAGUUGCCGUCAAUAUCUCCCAAAAACUACGCAAUGUGACGCAUCAACAUAUUGUAAAGCAGUAACUAUCAAGGAUUAUUAUCACUUGAUAAUGAGAUAAAUGAAGGCUUAAAGGACAAGCGUCCAAACCAAAUAUCUU
Messenger RNA from Parnassius mnemosyne (clouded apollo), 2894 nucleotides. Lineage: Eukaryota; Metazoa; Arthropoda; Insecta; Lepidoptera; Papilionidae. The record is from the annotation of a GenBank genome assembly.